Messenger RNA from Doryrhamphus excisus (bluestripe pipefish), 9020 nucleotides. RefSeq names its product insulin-like growth factor 1 receptor. NCBI's taxonomy places the organism in Eukaryota, Metazoa, Chordata, Actinopteri, Syngnathiformes, Syngnathidae. Gene Ontology annotation, cellular component: axon; plasma membrane; insulin receptor complex. Gene Ontology annotation, biological process: insulin-like growth factor receptor signaling pathway; glucose homeostasis; regulation of JNK cascade. The record is from RefSeq and is a predicted model, not a curated record. Gene Ontology annotation, molecular function: ATP binding; insulin receptor substrate binding; phosphatidylinositol 3-kinase binding.
GAUCUUCACGAGCGGCGUUGUGUUUACAGGCAGACUGCAGACGGAGAGACGGAGACAGUGCGCCUACCUGUGCUGUGUAUUCAUCUCGUCUGGCUCCGCUAACGCAGUCUUGCUCGUCUGGGCAGUUAGAUAUCUCUCAGGGGGUGUUCAAUCCUGCCGGGAGGCUUUUAAUUUUAAAGAUAUUUAGCCUCCCGUUAGCGGUGGCGAUGAAUUGCAGCCACAACAACAACGCGGUGAGUCCGUGCAUGAUGAGGGGCUGAGGAGGAGGAGAAGAGGGAGGCUGCGGUUUGAAAACCACACUCUGAAUAUUUUUCACACAAACUCGGCUUCUUUUUCUUUUUUUGUAUGCCACCAGUCAAGAUUUAGGAUUAUUUUUCUCGCCGUUGUCGGCCUAAACCCAUUCUGAGGCUCUUAAGGAGGAUCGUCCACAGCAGCGUGGACGCUAUGCGUUCCCCCCUCAGAUAUGGAGCGUGAAGAUGCGGAUUACAGAGGAAUCCCCACCGAUCGUUUAGCCGAAUUGGUUCCACCGCCUCCAUCUACACCGGCUCUUUUUCCCCAGAGCUGAAGAGGGGGGUGUGGGCACUUUUAUCCCAGAUUGGGUGUCAAAGCGCUGAUUUUCCGAGCGCGGUUCCGGCGGCACUCGUGAGCGAGCUAACAGCGCUAGCUUGUUAGUGCUAACCAUUAGCCCCAUUAGCCGGCUAACGGCUAAAAGGCGCUGGCUCAAGCUUUAAAGGCUUUUUUUUUUUACUCCAACAAAGGAAAAACCCGAGUGGGUCUGCACGGACCAUCACCCGUUCAUUCACAGGUGUUGGGAGGAUUUCACUUCCCCAGGAAUGCGGGCUCGAAUGGAAGGAAGGAGCCGCUUGACCUUGUUUUGGGGUCUGAUGCUGGCUGUGUCGUCCUGCCUCCGGCCCGCCGCCGCAGAGAUUUGCGGUCCCAGCAUCGACAUCGGAAACGACAUCAGCGAAUUCCGGAGUUUGGAGAACUGUACAGUGGUGGAGGGCUACUUGCAGAUUCUCCUCAUCGGCGACAAGAACAACAACCAGGAAGUCUUCCGCUCGCUCAGCUUCCCCAAGCUCACCAUGAUCACCGACUACCUGCUCCUCUUCCGAGUGUCCGGCCUGGACAGCCUGAGCACGCUGUUCCCCAACCUCACGGUGAUCCGCGGCCGCAACCUCUUCUACAACUACGCCCUGGUCAUCUUCGAGAUGACCAGCCUGAAGGACAUCGGCCUGUACAACCUGCGGAACAUCACCCGGGGCGCCAUCCGUAUCGAGAAGAACCCUGAGCUGUGCUACCUGGACUCCAUCGACUGGUCGCUCAUCAUGGACGCCGAGUUCAACAACUUCAUCACCGGAAACAAGCAGUCCAAGGAGUGCAGCGACGUGUGCCCGGGCAUCAUGCAGAACAACCCACAGUGCAGGAAGACCAUGUUCAACAACAACUACAACUACCGCUGCUGGAACUCCAACCACUGCCAGAAAGAGUGCCCGGAGAGGUGCGGGAGGCGAGCGUGCACGGCGAACGGCGAGUGCUGCCACCCUCAGUGCCUGGGCAGCUGCACCGCCCCCGGCAGCGACACGGCCUGCGCCGCGUGCGUGCACUACUACCACCAGGGGCGCUGCGUCGCCGACUGCCCCCCCGGCACCUACAAGUUUGAGGGCUGGCGAUGCAUCAGCGCCGAGCUCUGCUCCAAAGUCCACCUGCCCGACUACGACAGCUUCAUCAUCCACGAGGGCGAGUGCAUGUCCGAGUGUCCCUCCGGGUACACGCGCACCUCGCCCGACAGCAUGUCCUGCACGGCCUGCGACGGUCUGUGCGAUAAAGUGUGCGAGGAGAAGGUCAUCGACUCCAUGCACGCCGCUCAGUCCCUGAAAGGCUGCACGGUUAUCAAAGGCAACCUGCAUAUCAACAUCCGCAGAGGCCAUAACAUGGUGGCGGAGCUGGAGAGUUUCACAGGCUUGAUCCAGAGGGUGACGGGCUACGUGAGGAUCAGACACUCGCACACCCUCAGCUCGCUCGCCUUCCUCCGCAGCCUCCGAUACAUCGACGGCGAAGAACUCUUGGAGGACAUGUACGCCUUCUACGCCUUGGACAACCAGCAGCUCCAGUAUCUCUGGGACUGGAAGCAGCACAACCUCACCAUCAGGACCGGGAAGCUGUUCUUCCAGGCCAACCCCAAGCUGUGCAUGUCCGAGAUCCAGAAGAUGUGGGAGAAGACGGGAAUCCGGGGGCAGUUUGACCCGAGAGAUUACCGCAACAACGGCGACAGAGCCAGCUGCGAAAACACCAUCCUGCAGUUCAAGUCCAACCUCACCAGCAGCACCAGGAUCAAGCUGACCUGGCAGCGGUACCGCCCUCGAGACUACAGGGACCUCAUCAGUUUUAUCGUCUACUACAAAGAGGCGCCGUACCAGAACAUCACAGAGUUUGAGGGCCAGGACGGCUGCGGCUCCAACAGCUGGAACUUGGUGGACGUGGAGCUGCACCAGGACAGGGAUUCGGACCCCGGCGUGCUGCUGUCCGGCCUGAAGCCGUGGACGCAGUACGCCGUGUUCGUCAAGGCCAUCACGCUCAUGGUGGAUGACAAGCAGAUGCCCAGCGCCAAGAGCAAGGUGGCGUACAUCCGCACCAGCCCUUCAGCGCCCUCCAUGCCUCAGGACGUGCGAGCCUACUCCAACUCCUCCACCCAGCUGGUGGUGCGCUGGAUGCCCCCCGUCUCCCACAACGGCAACCAGACCUACUACCUGGUCCGCUGGCAGCAGCAGGCGGAAGACCGAGAGCUUUACCAGCACAACUACUGCUCUAAAGAGCUGAAGAUCCCAGUGAGGAUCGCAGCCAUCGGGGUGGGAGACCAGGAAGAAGACACAAAACCCACAAAGUCGGACACCGACGGCGCCGAUAAAGGCCCCUGCUGCCCCUGCCCCAUGUCGGUGCAAGACCUGGAGGCCAAGGAUGCCGACGCCUCUUACCGAAAAGUCUUUGAGAACUUCCUGCACAACUCCAUCUUCACGCCCAGGCCACCAGACCGUCGGCGGCGAGAUCUGUUCAGCAUCGCCAACGCCACCCACUCGCGGCGCCACCGACCACACGCCAACAGCAACAGUAGCACGACCCCUCCCCUGCAGGCCGCAGUCAACGUCAGCGUGGCCGACACGGAGCCGGUGGAGCGCGAGUUCGAGUUCAUGGAGCAGGCGGUGACGGAGCGCGAGCUGCAGAUCUUCGGCCUGCAGCCGUUCACCGUUUACCGCAUCGACGUUCACGCCUGCAACAGCCAGGUGCAGCGCUGCAGCGCUGCCGAGUUUGUCUUUUCCAGGACAAAGCCCGCAGAAAAGGCGGAUGACAUUCCCGGCCCGGUCACCUGGGAGGGGCACGAGGACUUUGUGUUCCUGCGCUGGCCGGAACCGUCUCACCCCAACGGCCUCACCCUCAUGUACGAGAUCAAGUUCAAACUGGGUGCAGAGACUGAGAAGCACGAGUGCGUUUCGGGUCAAAUGUACCAGGCCCAGCGGGGCGUCCGUCUGUCCAACCUGAGUCCAGGAAACUACUCGGUCAGGGUGCGAGCUACGUCGCUGGCUGGUAACGGAUCGUGGACACAGCCAGUGAGCCUCUACGUGGCGGAACGAUAUGAAAAUGUCCUCUACGCUGUCAUAUUCGCCCCCAUCGCCAUCAUCCUGCUUAUCUGCGUGGUGGUUGGAGCUCUCUUUGCGUUGAACAGGAAAAGGAACAGCGAUCGGCUUGGAAACGGUGUCCUGUACGCUUCCGUCAACCCCGAAUACUUCAGUGCGGCUGAAAUGUACGUGCCGGACGAGUGGGAGGUGGCGCGGGAGAAGAUCUCUCUGAGCCGCGAGCUUGGCCAAGGCUCCUUCGGCAUGGUCUACGAGGGCCUGGCCAAGGGGGUGGUCAAAGACGAACCAGAGACCCGCGUGGCCAUCAAGACGGUCAACGAGUCCGCCAGCAUGAGGGAGCGCAUCGAGUUCCUCAACGAGGCCUCCGUCAUGAAGGAGUUCAACUGUCACCAUGUGGUUCGUCUUUUGGGGGUGGUGUCCCAGGGCCAGCCCACUCUCGUCAUCAUGGAGCUGAUGACGCAAGGGGACCUCAAGAGCUACUUGCGCUCCCUGCGGCCUAAAGAGCAACAGUGGUCCAGUUUGUCGCUCCCGCCCCUGAAGAAAAUGCUCCAGAUGGCGGGCCAGAUUGCGGACGGCAUGGCGUACCUCAACGCCAACAAGUUCGUGCACAGAGACCUGGCGGCCCGCAACUGCAUGGUGGCGGAGGACUUCACCGUGAAGAUAGGAGACUUCGGCAUGACCCGAGACAUCUACGAGACCGACUACUACCGCAAAGGUGGCAAGGGUUUGCUUCCCGUCCGAUGGAUGUCACCCGAGUCUCUGAAGGACGGCGUGUUCACCACCAACUCGGACGUCUGGUCGUUCGGGGUGGUCCUGUGGGAGAUCGCCACGCUGGCCGAGCAGCCCUACCAGGGGCUCUCCAACGAGCAGGUGCUCCGCUUUGUUAUGGAGGGGGGCUUGCUGGAGAAACCGCAGAACUGUCCCGACAUGCUGUUCGAGCUGAUGCGGAUGUGCUGGCAGUACAACCCCAAGAUGCGUCCGUCCUUCGUGGAGAUCAUCAGCAGCAUCAAGGACGAGCUGGAGCCGAGCUUCUCCGAGGUCAGUUUCUUCUACAGCGCCGACAACAAGCCGGCCGACGCCCCGCCGCCUCACACGGACAACAUGGACGACGUCCCCUUGGACACACCCUCCUCCGCGCCGCCGCAGCAGGCGCCCGGCACCCUGCCGACGCCCCCCUCCCCGAGCUCGCAGGCGCCACCGGGGCCCUCACUAGCCCCCGGCUCGCCCUCCUCCGCGCCCUGCACAUCGACGGCCGUCGUGGACAAGGAGCCCGCCGGACAUCAGGCGGCCAAUGGCCUCACGGGGGCGGUCCUAGCCUCGACCGGGCCACCCAAUGGGACGGGCUCCGUCGUCACAAUGCAACAAACUCUGGACGAACUGCCGCCAUACGCGCACAUGAACGGGGGGCGUAAAAACGAGCGCGCCAUGCCCCUCCCUCAGUCAUCUGCCUGCUGAUUGGACGUCACCAGACUGCCGAACCUCCUCCAGGAGAGUUUUUCCUGUUUUUAAGCCGGGUGUGGCUUCCCGGCGAGGAGCAAAGACUCAUGGGAAGGAAAAACCAGUCAAGUGGUCCGUGUUCUUUCUGCUGUAACCUCCACAACUUUUCAUUUCUACCAGCCGGCUGUCGAGACGCAACACUGCCCCCUGCUGCCCAGUCGGAAAGGAGGGACGUCGCCUCGCAACUUAUUUGACAAUAAACGCUUUGGUACUUUUUUUUUUUACGUGUUCAAAAACAAACAACGAAACAGGAGACGAGGCCUUUAUCCGAGACCAUUGUGGGCGGGCAUUACGGCGCAAACGGAUGCAUAUCUACGGAAAACUAGCACUUGAAGCAAAGCAGAGGGAGGGAAAUCUUUCAUUUUUCUACACCCAAAACGGCACUUUGGAAUAUUCUUGGCUGCGCUCUCCAUUUUUAUUCACUGCUACUUUCUACAUUUAAACAAAAAAAAAAAACAUUGAAAAAAGAACUUUAUCUGAGCCACAAUUCGUCACAAAGUGCUGUUUUAUUUUUUAGUGGUUGAGUCGCCAAAUGGAGCAGAAAAAAAAGGACUGAAGAGGGCCGAGCAGCUGAGUGUCAUUGUUGGAAUAUUAUUAUUGUUUUGUUUUUUUUUUGUUUUUUUUUAAGAUCAGUCAUUAGACAUUUACAACAUCUCCGCACGAGCAAGAGCAUUUACGCUAAGUUUGUCACUUUUUCUACUUUUUUAUACGGUUGGAGAUCUUGUACAGAAAAAGAAAAAAGCUGCUAUUCCUUAUUAUUAUUAUUAUUUCUCUUGUGGUUGUAAUAUAGAUUAUCUAUCUAUACAAAUAUAUAUAAAUGAAUAUAUAUGUGUAUAUACAGUAUAUAUACAUAUAUAUGUAUAUAUAUAUAGAAAAGAAGAGACCUUCAGGUUGAAUCCACAAGCGUUUUCACUGCAGUCUGUUUUUUUUUUAAUUGUUAUUUUUCAUGCUGAUUAUUGUUGCCUGAGCUGGAUUCAAAGAGGUACGACUUGCCUGUUUUUGUUGUUUGGAAACCCCCAACGUCACCAUCUAGAGGUCAAAAGCCAGAUGCCCCCCCCCCCCCUUCUCCCAAUUAAGUCUCAGGUCAAAAGCGAAAAGUCGCGUUUAUUUAUUACCUUUAUUUUGCUUUGCGCAACCGUCGGAUUGUUAAUUGCCGUCUAAAUUAUUCAUGUUAAAUAUAUCUUUGCUCAAUUUGACAAGAUUUGUCGAUGAUGAUGAUGAUAACGCUCAGCUUUAAUCCCUCGAUUUCUUAAAUCGCUCAAACACUGCGCCGUUUAUUUGCCAAUAUACGCCAAAAACGGAUCACUGCGAUGCUUUUUUCCGCGAGUGACUGCGCUAGCCGCUUGCCUCGCUUUCCCCAUUCUGUUCAAAUGCCGUGAUCAUUUCUUACCAGUGACUUUAAUGGUACUUUUUGUAGCGCUAAAAACACACUACAUUUUUCAGCUAUCAUCACUAAAUUAGCCGGUUGGCUAACGCCAUGAAAGUGGUUAAGCCGAGAAUAGCAGCGCAGCGAAAAACACUAUUUUUUUGUAUAGAGUACGGUAAAUGUAUGCUAAUCAUGCCCGCUAACUGACUUGGUGGUAUUUUGCCACAAAUGCGAGCCGCAGCUAUAUAGCUGAGUUAAGAAUUUACUAAUUAAUUUAUUAAAAUUUCUACCCCGUCACCCGGAGAUGUAAGACGUUUACUGAAGAAAUGCUUUCAUAUUUUGCCUGGAAAAAAACGCCACAUUUGGACUUAGCAGCCCAGUUGUUAUUUGGUUAUUUAUGUUCAGUAUUUUUUUUUGUGAAGUGUAAAUCACUGUACAAAAUAUACCCUGAUGAGUUUUUUUUUUUUUAUAUUUUUUGGUGCAUUUCUAAUGUUUUUUUUUUGCUACUUUGGCAAAAGGGAAGGUUUCAGUUGUCGGUUUGUUUUUUUGUUUGACCAUCCAUCUACCUCACUGUUUGUUUUCUUUUAUUUAUUUCUGUAAUGAUGCGUACUGGAUUUGAAAAACAAGCAUCAUGGUUGAAUGUGGAGCUGUCGAGGGCCAACAUCAAACCAAAACCAUCCUGCUCUUGAGCACAGAAACAUGGGGCUAGUUUUUUAUUCAUGAUUAUCAACACUUUUUUCUAUCUUUUUUGUCAAAAUGUUGACGUGGGAAUGUUUUUCUGAUUCUUUACUCUCGGUGGCGCUGCUGUUGGAAAUGAGGGACGAUUACGCCUGACAACAUCGCCAAUUUCGCACAAUUUCUCGCCUUCACCCGCUCUGUGACAGUUGCCAAAUUUCCAAUUACUACAAAGAAAAAUGAGAAAAAUAACGACUUUUUUGUAACACUUUUAUUCUUGUAAGGUUAUGUUUCUUCGGUUCAGGUUUUUCUUGUAACUUUUGGAAGACAUUAUUUUCAUAACAACACGACUGUUUCCUUCCUUCUCGAAAAAGUAACUUUCAGACUUUCUUGCAAAUUGAAGACAUUAUUUUCAGAACAACAAGACUUUUCCGGGAACAUUACAACUUCCUUCUUUUGGUAGUUCAACUGUUUCUCGUAACUUUGUGAUUUUUUUUGGUUGUAUCAGUAAGACUUUUUCUUUCAUAUCAACUUGCCGUUAUGACUUUCCUAUAAUAUUUUGACUUUAUUGUUGUGGUAUUUAGGCCUUUUCUACUCAUAAUAUUGCAAUUUAUUUCCCAUAUUUCCACUUUAUCCUCACAAACUUUAUAAACAUUUUUUCAUAACAUUUCUAUUUAAUUCCCAUAAAAAUAUGACUAUAUUCACCCAAAAAAAAUCUGCUUUUUUCUACUCAAUAUUUUGACAUUAUUUUUGUAAAAAUGCAACAUUAUUCCUGUAACAUCUUGACAUUUUCUUGCAAUAUUUCAACUUUAUUCCUGAUUGAUUACCAUGUUUUUCGUAUAAUACUUUAACUUUUCCCAUAAUUUUCAGUGCGGUCCUAAUACAAUUUUGCACAUAUUGACAUAUCAACAUAAGGGGAGAAAAAAGAGUAUCAGAUUCUUUUAUUUUUUAAUAAUGCAAUCUAUCUCAGAUAUGAUUUUUUGCUGCCCAUGUUUCUGUUGCUUGUCCCAAAGGAAAACAUUACUUGGUACAUUACGGUGAGCAUCUGGAGGCACAUUCAUACAUGGCUGUAACCCCCCCCCCCCCCCCAGCUCUUUUCCAUACUUGUGUGUAUUUUGGUCACCGUAUCUGUUGGUCGUGUCUGAGGUGUUACGUUCAUGUUCUGCCAGGUAGAAGGAGGUUUGUGCACCAUCGGACGACAUCUGCUUUCACUUGAAGGCAAAGCUGGCUAAUGAUGUGCUCUGGUUGCCAUGGUAACACCUCCGGGAGCUGAGGGAAUAGGCAUGUUUUUGUUUUUUUUUUUCUUUUUCCACUUCCUUCCUACUCACAGGUUUGGAAAGCGAAUACUCCUUUUCUGCCAUUAUUGGACUUGUUGCCAUGGUGAUAACCAGGUGACCCCCCCCACACCCCACCCCAUCCAUCCUGUUUCAGGAGCAAAGAGGUCCAGAUUGUUCUUUGGUUCCUCUUCCCUGUAGAAUAGAGAUAAGGGAUCAGGAUGGGUUUGUUUUGAGUGUUUAUGAUCUGAUUUACCCCCCGGGAAGGCUUGUUAAGAGUGGACAAAAUGAAAAAAAAUGUUUUUUAAUCAUUUUGUUGCUUCAAUGGCCAAUUUAUCAGCAAACUUUUCACGUCUGUACAUUUUUUCAUAACCUUCCAUUUUUUUUUCUUUUGAGUGUUUCUUUGAAAUGACGAGUUUAGAAUGAGGUUUCAUUUUGGUUUCCUUUUUGUACAUGCUGGGUAUUUUUUCAAUAUAUUCUGAAUACUGGAGGGAAAAUGUUUAGCUGAAGGAAAAGGAGAAUGUUUGUUUCUCUGAUUCUUUUUUUUCUACGUGAGAUUUAAGAUAAAUAAAAAUGUAU